Messenger RNA from Scaptodrosophila lebanonensis, 2412 nucleotides. RefSeq names its product activin receptor type-1 (gene sax). Gene Ontology annotation, cellular component: plasma membrane; BMP receptor complex. The coding region runs from base 1 to 1749 and encodes 582 amino acids. The transcript has 9 exons. Gene Ontology annotation, molecular function: SMAD binding; transforming growth factor beta receptor activity, type I; metal ion binding. NCBI's taxonomy places the organism in Eukaryota, Metazoa, Arthropoda, Insecta, Diptera, Drosophilidae. Gene Ontology annotation, biological process: cellular response to growth factor stimulus; dorsal/ventral pattern formation; protein phosphorylation. The record is from RefSeq and is a predicted model, not a curated record.
AUGGAGUAUAAAUUAUUUUUAGUUUAUCUACUGCCUCUUUUUGUGUGUGAAAAUGCGAAAGCUGAAAUAAAUGAACGCUUUCUUGAUGAUAAUCAAGAAAUUUUAGACAUGGAAUUACCGCCACAUAUGAGCGGUAAAGAGUUCCCAGCAAUUCAACCCAAUUCGGUCCAGGUUCAAGUGCAUCCCAGAAGACAUAUUAAGAGUAAGAGACGCAUGAAAAGAAGAUUCAAAUGCUAUGCCUGUGAGCCUCCAUGUCAUAAUCCGAACGAGCACGCCCACACAUGCCAAUCUGCCAUACAGUGCUGGAAAUCGCGUACCCGUGAUGCUGUUGGCCAGGAACAAGUUUCACGUGGCUGUACCACAUCUUGGGAUCAGAUGCACUUAAUUUGUAAUCAAAAUAAUAUGAACAAACAGAAUGGACCCAGCAAACGCAACACAGCAAAGUUCAUAAAUGUGGCCUGCUGUGCUGGAGAUUUUUGCAAUGAUGGCGAUUUUCCCGAACUACCACCUUUUGUCAGUAGCGAUGUAACAGUUAUAACUGCCGAUAGUAGCAGCAUAAGCAAAAUGGUCGCAGCUAUUUUCGGCCCCUUCCUUAUUAUAGUGUUAGUGGGUAUGGUGGCCAUUUACUUCAUUCGACGCAAUCAUCGUAAGCGAUUAGCUGCCUCACGAACUAAGCAAGAUCCUGAAUCGUAUUUGGUUAACGAUGAGUUGCUGCGCGCCACUAGCGCCGGCGACAGCACACUUCGCGAAUAUCUCCAGCAUUCCGUAACCUCAGGGUCCGGCAGUGGACUACCGUUGUUGGUGCAGCGUACGCUGGCCAAACAGGUGACGCUGAUUGAGUGUAUUGGACGGGGCAAGUACGGUGAGGUGUGGCGUGGACACUGGCAUGGUGAAAGUAUUGCUGUCAAAAUUUUCUUCAGCCGUGACGAGGAGUCAUGGAAGCGUGAAACGGAAAUCUAUAGUACCGUGCUGUUGCGUCACGAGAAUAUACUUGGCUUCAUUGGAUCCGACAUGACAUCACGCAAUUCUUGCACACAACUCUGGCUAAUGACUCACUACUUUCCUUUGGGUUCGCUAUUUGAUCAUCUUAAUCGCAAUGCCCUAAGUCACAAUGAUAUGAUUUUGAUUUGUUUGUCCAUUGCUAAUGGUUUAGUUCAUCUGCAUACGGAGAUAUUUGGAACUGAGGGUAAACCAGCUAUGGCCCAUCGUGAUUUGAAAUCGAAGAACAUACUAGUGAAAUCGAAUGGUGUUUGUGUUAUAGCCGAUUUUGGUUUGGCAGUCACACAUUCGCAUGUAACAGGCCGUCUUGAUUUGGGCAACAAUCCGAAAGUUGGCACCAAACGGUAUAUGGCACCCGAAGUCCUUGACGAAACUAUCGAUAUGCAAUGUUUUGAAGCAUUGCGGCGAACGGACAUCUACGCUUGUGGUCUAGUGCUUUGGGAAGUGUGCCGUCGUACGCUUUCCUGUGGUAUUGCAGAGGAAUACAAGGUUCCCUUCUACGAUGUUGUGCCAGCAGAUCCCAGUUUUGAGGACAUGCGAAAAGUGGUUUGCAUUGACAACUAUCGCCCAUCGAUACCGAAUCGCUGGAGCUCUGAUUCUUUGCUCGCGGGAAUGUCCAAGCUAAUGAAAGAGUGUUGGCAUCAGAACCCAAAUGUGCGCCUUCCAGCCUUACGCAUUAAAAAGACUAUACAUAAAUUAGCUUCCGCUGAUGAGAAAAUACGUUUAGAUUUUGAUGAGGUCUGCGUUUAGUUUAUAGAUUGUAUUAGUCUACUUUUAGCUAUUAAUAUAACUUAGGGCUAUACGACAUUAGUUUAUAAUUAGUCUUAUAAUGUCCACAAUUUUUGCAUUAUCAUUAUUUUGUUCACAUCGUUUUGUGUAUGCGGGUUAUUACACAAGUCAACAUUUAUUUAGUUUCAUGAGUUAUUCAAAUUUAAUUUCGUGCCUUUGAAAUUGCCUUAAAUGUAAAUUGAACUUGACUUACUGUUUAAUUAACAUUUGUAUUGUAUUAUCACAGUACUGUGAAUCACCACCAUGCCUGCAUUUAUACUAUGCUUACCAAUCGUAUUCAUUUUUCAUCAAGUGCCAUUGCAAUUGAAAAUUGUUCCAACAACGUUUACUUCAUUACCUUAUAUUUAAGCUCACUUUUUAAACGUAACACUUCAGAGUUGAAUUCACUGUAUUUCCCUUAAUUGACAUACAUAUAUAUAUAUUUACCAAGCUAUGAUAGAAUUCUAGGCCGCAAUUUGCGCCGCUACAUGAGAAAUACAUAAAUACUACAUACUUCAAAUAAUGUACAAACUGAGCGCUAGUUAAGAGUUGUAUAUGUAGUUAAAAAAGUAUAUAAAUGACUUAAGAUACCAUACCCUCUUCAUACAAAAAUAAAAUACACGAUUAACUGUUAAGAUAACGAAA